AUGCAGGCUUCAGUGGUCCUCCUCCUCGUCGCCGUUGUCGCAGUUCCUGUUAGUUUUGAUCUUUCCUUUUCAUAAUGUCAUCUGAAGUUAUAUCAGUUGUUCUAAGAAUAUAAGCUCAGUAGAAUUUCAAAAACGAGUAUUUCAGGUUUUGGCCUUCGAAGACGAAGCCUUGACUGUUCUGCGAGCUCGAAGAGUCGCUGUUGAAGGUGAGAGUUGGAUGAUUAAAAUUUAUGGAAAUUAAACUUUUGAGUUUGUUGAAAGAACUACUUGGUUUCAAUUUAUCAUUAAACUGAAGUUUGUAAAUGAAAUAUCGACAAAACUUUCAUUGAGAUCGCAAUAUUUCGGAAGUCCGAAUACUUCAAAUUUGAUAAUUACUUCUGUUUUUGUUUUCAAAGAGGAAAUAAACUGAUGAGGAUCUUAUACAGUCCGAACAACCUGCUAAAAGUUUCAAAAUGAAAAAAGAAACUAUUUUAGGAAGUGGCGUCGAAGGAUCAGGAAUCGAAGCGUCGGGAGAAGGAAGUGGAGAACUGAGCACCUCUUCUUCUUCUACCAAAACAGUUAUCGAAGCAUCUGGAGAAGGAUCAGGUAGAUCUGAAACAUUUGACGUUCUGAAAAAUGUGGUUUUCAGGCCAUGACUUCGUUGAAGCUUCCGGUGAACAGAACGUGAGUUUUUCGUUGGGUUGAAAAACUUGCUAGCUUCUUAUUGAAGAGUCUUUCUGUGUAAAUUUUUCGAUUUCAGAACGAGGUGAAGGACGCCAAGCCAUUGACAAGCGAGUUCGCUAUUUCCGCCUAA
Molecule: messenger RNA, 793 nt
Organism: Caenorhabditis auriculariae
Lineage: Eukaryota; Metazoa; Nematoda; Chromadorea; Rhabditida; Rhabditidae
Source: the annotation of a GenBank genome assembly